GUUCUGCGCGUGCGGGGCGGGGCGGGUCGUGGGGGAACGGGAGCCUUGUGGCGGCGAGCCGUGUGCCUACCCUGGCAGUGCCGUGGUAGCGCUCCCACAAACGCUCCGACGCAGGGCGGCGUGCUGCCGGAGCUCUUGCUCGCUGGCAGGAAUCUGUUCUAAAAGCGCCUGGGCACGCGGAGUUGUUGCACGUGAACGUUUCGGUGACGCGUAUAGGUUUGAGGUCUGCCCGGCCGUGCUGCUCGCCCAGCUGCUGCACGCCUGCGUGCGUUUUCCACAGCGAAAAUCAGCCCGCGUCUCGGAACACCUCCAGGGUUCCCGGCGUUUGUCUCAAACUCGCUGUAUUUUUUCGGAGGGAAUCUUGUUUUUUGUAUUUUCUGUGGGGAAAAAAAGCAUCACGUAAGCUUUGAGAAGCACAGGGGCCACACAGAGUGGUGCACUGAGGAGACACAGAAAUGCUGUACGGGGCUUACAGAGUUUUUAGCGUUCUAAUAUCUAAAGGCUGAAGGGAACCUGGGUCCUGAUGUCCUGUAGCAGGGCAGCUGGAGGGGAAGCUCAGCUUUCCUCAAUAGAAAUAAUGAAGGGCCCGCAGAAGGGCAACACAGCUGUGAGCUGGAGCAGCUUGCUGUCCUUGGAAGAGCAGUGUGAUGGAUGUCCUGCGGCCCACCCUGGUCAGGAUCGGUGGGCGAGUGUACAGGAAGAACAUCAUUCACGAGCAGGUCCAGCAGCAGCAGGAGGAGGAGGACUUCUACACAGGGCCCAACGACUGUGCGGAUGAACCAUGCGAUGCCUUUGUGGUGGAAGAGACUGAGAAAGGUUUCCAGUGCAGAGUGGAGGUUCCCAGCCCCUUAUACAAGUACAUAAUAGGGAAGAAAGGAGAAACCAAGAAGAGACUAGAAACAGAGACUCGAACCUCGAUCAGCAUUCCCAAGCCUGGAGUGGAAGGAGAAAUUGUGAUUACAGGACAGCAGCGUGGCGCUGUCAUCUCGGCCCGGACACGCAUCGAUGUUCUUCUCGACAGCUUCCGUAAGAAGCAGCCCUUCACACACUUCCUGUCCUUUGCUCUCAACCAGCCCGUCAUCCAGGAGAAGUUCCUGCAGUUCAAGGAGGAGGUGCUAGAGAAAUGCUCACAGGAUCAUGGGGUCAGCAGCAGCCUGUUCCAGAACCCUGCAAAGCUCCACCUGACGCUGGGGACGCUGGUGCUGCUGAACGAACAGGAGAUCCAGAGAGCGUGUGACCUCCUGCAGCAGUGCAAAGAGGACUUUGUUGACCAAAUUACAGGAGGCAAGCCCCUGAGUGUGGAGGUGACUGGGGUGGAGUACAUGAACGACGACCCUGCCAUGAUGGAUGUCCUUUAUGCCAAAGUCCACAUGAAGGAUGGCUCAGACAAGCUGCAGGUGAUUGCUGAUCAGUUGGUGGAGAGGUUCGUAGCCUCUGGUCUGAUGCUUAGGGAAUGGGAUAGGGUGAAACUGCACGCUACUGUCAUGAACACACUCUUCAGGAAAGACCCAAGCGGUGCUGAAGAACGAAGCAGCACAGUGACUGGUAAAUCAUCCUUCAAGGAGAGGGAGUCGUUUAAUGGGCGAAACAUCCUCAAGGACGACUACAUCCGGAGCUGGGAGGACGGGCAGCCCCCGGAUGAAGGGGAGGACAGCACCAAGGACCCGUGCCAGAAGGUGAAGUGCAGUCGACACAAGGUGUGCGUGCCGCAGGGCCCGCAGCGCGCCGUCUGCGUCAGCCGCAAGAAGCUGGAGCACAGGAUCAAACAGCACGGGGGCUGCAGGCCGUGCCACGCCGCCCACCCGGCGCCCGUCUGCGGCUCCGACGGACACACGUACAGCUCUGCGUGCAAGCUGGAGCAGCAGGCGUGUCUGGCCGGCAAGCAGCUGACGGUGCGCUGCGAUGGGCACUGCCCCUGCCCCACCCCCGGCAGCACGCAGGAGCCAUGCACUGGGCAGGACCUGGCCGACCUGGGGGAGCGGUUGCGGGACUGGUUCCAGCUGCUGCGUGAGAAUGCCAAGCACAAUGCCUCCGGAGGGACCCCCGGCACCGCACUGGCGGCCGGCUGCAAGGAGGCGGUGGGGUGGAUGUUCGGGCGCUUGGACACCAGCGGGGACCGCGUCCUGGAGCAGCCAGAGCUGGCUGCCAUCAACCUGGACAAGUACGAGGCGUGCAUCCGCGCCUUCUUCAACUCCUGCGACACCUCCCGUGAUGGGCGCGUCACUGCCGCCGAGUGGUGCCUCUGCUUCUGGAGAGAAAAGCCGCCGUGCCUGCGGGAGCUGGAGCGGCUGCAGAUGCAGGAGGCAGCCAAGGCACAGCCUGGUGAGUCAGGGUCCCGGGGAGUCCUGGCCCUCCGAUGCGGCGGGGCUGGGGUGCUCUGUGCCAGGGGAGUCCGGGCACUGCACGUCUUCUGGGGUGCGUCGGGGGCCCGAUUUUCUGCAGGCACCUUCGUGCCCAGCUGUGAUGAGGACGGCUACUACCGGCGGGCACAGUGUGAGCCAGGCGGCGCGCAGUGCUGGUGCGUGGAUCCACAGCACGGCACCGAGCUGAGCGGCACCCGCUCCCAUGGUCAUCCCGAUUGUGAGGAUGCAGCGGGGUUUUCAGGAGACUUCGGCAGUGGCGUGGGCUGGGAGGACGAGGAGGAGAAGGAGCCUGAGGAAGCAACCGAGGAGGCAGAGGAGGAGGAGGCCGAGGCGGGUGAAGGAGAUGAUGGUGGCUACAUCUGGUAGAGGCUGGGGGAGGGGGCACGGCUGGGGGAGCCCGUCACCCCAUUGCCCCCCGGCACAGAGCGCAGGGGCAGCCCUUCGCUCCAAGCGGGACAGGGCUGUGGGGCGCUCGCCCGGGCGGGCCCCAAGGCGGGCGGGGGGUGAGCAGCGCGGGGCUGAGCUCGUGCCCCCCACCCCCCCGUUUGCGCUUUUUUUUGUUUUAUUUUUAAUUAAUUUUAUUUUUCGG
This is a messenger RNA of Phasianus colchicus (ring-necked pheasant), 2952 nucleotides long. The record is from RefSeq and is a predicted model, not a curated record. Lineage: Eukaryota; Metazoa; Chordata; Aves; Galliformes; Phasianidae.